UUCCCACCACGUGCAAAGCGAUACACAGCAGCCAUGCCGAUUGUCAAGAACUACCUGAGGUAUGGCCCGGAGGCCAGCUAUGGCGUGAUCGCCAGUGCAGAAGCCAAUGGUGUGAUCCUCGCACCAACGUUGGUGGCCAUGCCUGCGCUGCAGGAUGUCCUCAUCUGGUGCACCAAGACUGGCACCGUGGCGAAGCGCCUGUCCGACGGAAAUCACGUUGUGACAUGCAUGUGCAAGAGCCCAACACAGCAGCAGCUCGCCGUGGGUUACCACAACGGUGAUAUCCAGAUCUGGGACUACGUGACUGGAGAGUCGGUUGUCUUGUUCAGUGGUCAUCGCUCUGCUGUGACCUGUCUCAGCUUCAGUGAGUCUGGCACAAAUCUCGUUUCUGGCAGCCAAGACACAGAUGUCAUUGUCUGGGACGUCAUCAACGAGUCAGGCGUGUUCCGGCUGCGCGGGCACAAGGGCCCCGUACACGCUGCCCGACUGUUGGAGAAGAGGAAUCUGCUCGUGAGCUGUUCCCGCGAUUCUCUCGUCAAGUUCUGGGAUCUCGAUACCCAGCACUGCGUCCACACCAUCAUCGCACACCGCGCAGAGGUGAACGAUUUCAUUCUGUUGAACAACGAGGAGCGGAUCAUCACCGCCAGCGCCGACGAUCAGCUCCGCGCCUGGGACAUCACGUACCGCAAGGCGUUUGCAAAGUCAGCGCUCGUUGCUGCGGACAUGAGUGGCCAGGACGGUGCCGAUGACCAUGGUGAUGCUGAUGGCGAUGAGGUUCAGCAAACGAAGAAGGCAAAAACGGAGGAUGUGGACGUGAGUGCAUCUCCCAUCACGACAACACAAGUUGGCGCACUGACGAAGAAAGGAACAGGGCGUGCCAUUCAUCUUCUCGUCACCCCCGAUGAGAAGUGUAUCAUUUGCCAGAGCGCCGGCAAGGGCGUUGACACGUUCCGGAUCCGAACGGCUGCCGAGCUGCACAAGAGGAAAGCGCGGAAGCUCAAGCGACAGAAGGAAAAGGGGAACAAGGAGAUCAAGGCAGUUGAGCUGACGAUGAGCGACAUGUAUCCCCACGCGGGCCUCAUCACGUGCUCCAGCCCCGUGCGCAGCAUCGACGUCCGCGCGGCGGGUCCCGACACGUACAGCAUGCUCGCUGCUCUCGGCAGCAACGCCUUUGAGGUGUACGCCCUGAACCGCACCGCAAAGGGCGUCACGUCCUCCCGUGCCUCGUUCCUCUCCCUCCCCGGACACCGCAAACCCAUUCGCGCAAUUUGCGUGAGUUCGGACGCGGCGCUCGUCCUUACCACAUCCAACAGCACAGCAAAGCUCUGGAACAGGAUAACCGGGCAGUGCAUUCGGACGCUGUAUGACGCCGGGUAUGGCGUGAGCUGCGCGUUUGUUCCUGGAGACAGACAAGCCCUGAUUGGCACCAAGGAGGGCGAGCUGAAGCUGUAUGACCUGGCGUCUGGGGACUGUCUGCAGGUUGAGGACGAUGCACACGCGCAAGCAAUCUGGAGCAUCUCCCUCUCCCCUGAUAAGCAAGGGUUCAUCACGGGAUCGGCGGACCAGACGGUCAAAUUCUGGCAGUUUGAGCUCAUCCAGUCAGAGGACAAAAUGCGGAAAACGCUUGCAAUUGAGCACACGAAGACGCUACAGAUGACGGACGAGGUGACGUGCGCGUGCUUCAGUCCCGACUCCCGGCUCCUCGCCAUUGCGCUCCUCGACUCAACCGUCAAGGUGGUGUAUGCGGACACGCUGAAGCCGUUUCUCUCUCUUUACGGCCACAAACUUCCCGUGGUGACAAUGGACAUCUCCAGCGACAGCACCAUCCUCGCCACAGGCUCCGCUGACAAGAACGUCAAAGUCUGGGGUCUCGACUUUGGCGAUUGCCACAAGUCCUUCAGGGCGCACCAGGACACGGUGACGUCGGUGUGCUUUGCGGGCACGACGCAUUAUCUGUUCAGCACAAGCAAGGACAACGACGUGAAGCAGUGGGACUGCGACAACUUCCGCCUGAUUCAGACGCUGGAAGGCCACCACGGCCCAAUCAGCUGCAGUGCAAUUUCUCCCCGCGGCGAUGUGCUUGUGACAGGAUCACAUGACAAGUCGAUCCGGACGUGGGUGCGCACGAAGGAGAUGCUGAACGUGGAGGAGGAAGCGGCGAUGGCGCGCGAACAGGAGUACGACGAGCAGCAGGCUGAGCAGGAGGCACGGGAGUACCGAGCAAAGUCUGGCGAUGAGGAGGUCGGUGUUGCCGGGAAGCGCUCGCUGGAGACACUCAAGGCCGCGGAGAAGCUGAUGGAGGCUGUGCAGCUGGCGAAGGACCACGACGACAAGGGGCCAGGCGCGCCGGCACACCCCAUGUUCCUCGCCCACCGCGUCAGCAGUGGCGCACAGUUUGUGCGCGUGAUCAUGGACAAGACGCCUUCAAGCGAGUUGGAGCAAGCGCUGAUGCUGCUACCAUUUGCUCUCGUCCCUACGCUGCUCUCAUACCUCCUCGCCUUUGCAAAGGCCGAGCAAUCUGUGGAGAAGACUGCGCGUGCGGUUGUGUUUCUGCUGCGUCUGCACCACAGCCAGCUCAUUGCCACGUCGCAGCACCUCGACCUCAUCGCAAAGCUCCAGGCAGAGCUUCCACACGCGCUCUCAGAACUGAAGAACAUGGUUGGCUUCAACCUUGCUGCUCUUCGCUUCCUGCGGCGGCAACUGGAAGAGCAAACACAGGUGUAUAUGUAGGGUGGGGCUCUUGCUUCUCGGUGUUUGCGUGCGUGAAUGCAUGUGUUAACGUGCUCAAAGAUGCGUUGUUGGUGUUUGUUGGCAUUGUGUAAAAACAGUGAACAAAACGACAA
This is a messenger RNA of Salpingoeca rosetta, 2843 nucleotides long. RefSeq lists its product as uncharacterized. Gene Ontology annotation, cellular component: Pwp2p-containing subcomplex of 90S preribosome; small-subunit processome. The record is from RefSeq and is a predicted model, not a curated record. The transcript is spliced from 26 exons. Lineage: Eukaryota; Choanoflagellata; Craspedida; Salpingoecidae. Bases 34 to 2730 code for a protein of 898 amino acids. Gene Ontology annotation, biological process: maturation of SSU-rRNA. Gene Ontology annotation, molecular function: snoRNA binding; protein binding.